CCUCCGGUGACGACGACGGCACCGUCAAACUGUGGGACUACCGGACCCGGGCUGAAGUGAUGAGCGUCAAACAGUGUGAGGACUACAUCAGUGACCUGAUCUGCGACGACGACCAGCGCUGGCUGGUGGCCUCCUCCGGCGAGGGUACCAUCACCUCCUUCAGUCUCCGCACCCGCCGGGUCCACACCCAGUGUGACAUGUACGAGGCUCCACUCACGUGCAUGACGUUCAUCAAGGAGCAGAAGAAGCUGGCCGUAGGCAUGGCUUCCGACCAGGGAAAGGUGCCUAUCUUCAAGUGGGGACACUUUGGAGAGCACGUGAAUGUGUUCAAAGGACACCCGUCGUCGAUCAACGCUGUGGUGGCUGCCACCGACUCGCUGUUGGUGAUGGCCUAUGACGACGGCCAGAUUCGGGCGUGCAACAUCCUGCCGUACAAGUACUUCGGCGGC
This is a messenger RNA of Pollicipes pollicipes, 449 nucleotides long. RefSeq names its product WD repeat-containing protein 55 homolog. NCBI's taxonomy places the organism in Eukaryota, Metazoa, Arthropoda, Thecostraca, Pollicipedomorpha, Pollicipedidae. Gene Ontology annotation, molecular function: protein binding. The transcript is spliced from 5 exons. The record is from RefSeq and is a predicted model, not a curated record. The annotation marks the transcript as partial.